AUGUCCCGGAUUAAAGAUUUCUUCGCCGGAAUCUUGGACUCCGGCAAGCACAUUAGCUUAUCCAACAAAAGAAAAAAGCUCUUCUUAGCUGCUUUUGCUUCAAUCCUACUAGCCUCCGCUCUAAUCGGCAUUGUCGUCGGAGUCAAGUCUCAUAAAUCCAGCUCCGGCGACUCCAGCCCAGAAAGCCUCACAGCUUCCUCAGCUCACUCCAUCGUAAAAUCAGCAUGCAGCAGCACAUUUUACCCUGAACUAUGCUAUUCCACAGUCACAAGCCACCCCGAUGUCACCACAAAGGUCAAAAAUCUUAAGAACGUGAUCGAACUUGCUGUUAAUAUCACAGUAUCCGCCGUCGAGGAGAGUUACUUCCGUAUAAAGAAGCUCACCACUCGGAAAACUCUCACUGAACGCGAGGUCACGGCGCUUCACGACUGUCUUGAGAUGGUAUCGGAGACGUUGGAAGAGCUCCAUGAUGUCGUUAAAGACCUCAAGGAGUAUAAAUUGAAAGGAUCGAUCAAGCAGCAUGCCAUCGACCUCAAGACGUUGAUGAGCUCCGCCAUUACCAACCAGGAAACUUGUCUCGACGGUUUCUCCCACGAUGGCGCGGAUAAGAAAGUCCGUAAGGAACUGGAGAAAGGAGAGAAAAAGGUGGAGAAGAUGUGCAGCAACGCAUUAGCGAUGAUUUGUAACAUGACGAAUAAGGAUGUGGCCGAUGAGAUGAAGAUGAACGUCGGAAGGAAAUUGAAGGAGGAGGAACAGAGUGGUGAAUGGCCGGAGUGGUUGUCAGCUGGAGAUAGGAGGUUGUUGCAGACAGGGACAGUGACGCCAAACGUGGUGGUUGCUGCCGAUGGUAGUGGAAACUACAAGACGGUGGCAGCUGCGGUGGCUGCAGCGCCGUCAAAGAGCAGUGCAAGAAAGAAUACAAUCAUCACCGGCAGCCGGAGCGUUAAAGGAGGAAGCACCACCUUCGACUCGGCCACCGUCGCUGUCGUUGGAAAUGGAUUCUUGGCAAAAGACGUAACAUUUCAAAACACCGCCGGAGCUGCAAACCACCAAGCGGUGGCACUUCGUGUCGGCUCAGAUUUAUCCGCAUUCUAUCAAUGUGACAUGUUAGCCUACCAAGACACACUUUACGUCCACAAAAACCGUCAAUUCUACAUCAACUGCUUGAUCGCCGGCACGGUGGAUUUCAUCUUCGGAAACGCUGCGGUGGUGUUCCAAGACUGCGACAUCCAUGCACGCCGCCCUGGAUCUGGUCAAAAGAACAUGCUAACAGCACAAGGCCGCACCGACGCCAACCAAAACACAGGGAUUGUUAUUCAAAAAUGCAGGAUUGGGGCUACUUCCGAUCUGCAACCGGUGAUAGGGAGUUUUCCGACGUAUCUAGGACGACCAUGGAAACAGUAUUCAAGGACAGUGGUGAUGCAGUCGAGUAUUACCAAUGUGAUUCAUCCAGCCGGAUGGUAUGAGUGGGAUGGGAACUUUGCGCUCGACACGUUGACCUACCGUGAGUACCAGAACACUGGUGCCGGAGCUGGAACUUCCGGUAGGGUGAAAUGGAAAGGAUAUAAGGUGAUUACAAGUUCUUCAGAGGCUCAAGGGUAUACUGCGGGAACCUUUAUCGGUGGUGGUAAUUGGUUACGCGCCACCGGUUUUCCUUUUUCUUUAGGUUUGUAA
Lactuca saligna is the source of this 1674-nucleotide messenger RNA. Lineage: Eukaryota; Viridiplantae; Streptophyta; Magnoliopsida; Asterales; Asteraceae. The record is from the annotation of a GenBank genome assembly.